Messenger RNA from Lathyrus sativus (Indian pea), 960 nucleotides. The record is from the annotation of a GenBank genome assembly. NCBI's taxonomy places the organism in Eukaryota, Viridiplantae, Streptophyta, Magnoliopsida, Fabales, Fabaceae.
AUGGAAAAAUACGACGAUUAUGAUUCCAACGAAGUUCGUUGUAGUGAUAGUGAUACAUCUGAUGUUCAAUCAAAUGAUGCUCAAGAGCACAGUUAUUCGGUAUCUAAUGGGUAUCAAAGUUUAGGUGAUGGCAAGGGCGAUGACAAUAUUCACAAUGUGGUCGAACUUGAUGCAAUUGUAGGUGAUAGAGUUGUGAAUAUUAAUUUCAUAAAUGCUGAUGAAAUUCGUGCUACUGAAUUUGGUAUUGUUGAUGAAGCUUUUGAAUUUUAUUAUCGGUAUGGUAAAUGUAAAGAUUUUUCCAUUAGGAAUAGUGAUGUUAGGACAAGAAGGCCUGAUGGCAGUAAAAUAACAGUAAUGAGGCUAUUUGUAUACAAUAAACAUGGUUUAAGAGAGAAGAAACACUUAUGUAGGGUUGAUAGAAAAAGAUAUCACAGACGUUUGACCCGUACUAAUUGUCCAGCUAGGAUUCGUGUGCACUACAAAGCCAACAAGGAUAGAUAUGUAGUGUUAGUUUUUGAAGAGGUUCAUAACUAUGAAUUAACCCUAUCUAGGUUUAUGAACUUACAUCCCAUUUAUCGUGAAACUUAUGAAGCAGAUAGAGCUCAGAUUGAUGGUCUUCAGUCACAUGGAAUUAGAACUUGUCAUAUAAUGGGGUACAUAGUUGCUCAGAAGGGUGGAUAUGCUGGUUAUGGGUUUAAAAAGAAGGAUUUGUACAUUUACUUUGAUAAAAAAAUGUGUGUUACUAUUAAAGACGGUGAUGUUGCGGGUUCUUUAAAUUAUCUAAAUGUAAAGUCAUCUACUGAUAUGACGCUAUAUGUUGAAUAUGCUGUCAACAAUGAUGGACGAAUGAAGUCUCUUUUUUGGGUUGAUGGAGCAAUAUGCCUGACUAUUUUUGUUUUGGCGAUGUGGUUGCGUUCGACACAAUAUACAAGAAGAACAAAUACAACUACCCUUUGGUAA